AUGACUGCCAAUGUCGACAUUGCCAAUUUCACAGAGGAUGACAAGUUUAUCAAAAUUGGAUAUAUUGGAUCGACUGGCGGUCCUUUUGCCAGAUUCAGGGCUCAUGCCAGUCCAAAUUCAGGUUGUCCCAAAGUAUGCGCCGCGAUCCAAACGGCCAGAUCAUUUUGGACCAAGAGGCCCCAAAGGGAUGCUACUGGAGAUCAAGCACAUCAGAGAAACUGGAAUCAGCCAGUCUCUGAAUGCAACAACGUGGAUGCCAGAGUUCAAGCCAAAGAUGUUUUCGUUUGUGACGUUUAUGCCAAACCUCACCAAAGAGCAAACCAUCUCUUAUCUGAACCAACUCUCGUCAGAGGAAGUCAAAACAGACUCGUCUCUCCCUGGACUCCACAAGGUGCCACUCCGUUUAAACGGAUUCACUUUCUGGAAAGAUGUUUCUGGGUCCAAGACAAUCAAUUGUUGCCUAUAAAGUCAACACUAAGAUCAAGUGACGAUACUUUUAGAGUUUAUAUUGGAACAAAUCUAGAUGAACAAAACAUUCUUUUUCGAUCAAAGACUUAUGACGACGAUAAACUUCACCAAUGUUCAAAAGAGUGCCCUCUCAAUGGAAUGCCAAUCGAUUCCACUUAUUCUCAAAUCGGUCAAUGUUUACUGUUACAUUAUUUCAAAUUAGAAAACAAAGUGACCCGCUCCGAACCCAUCACAAAGGUAUCCAACGAGGACUGGACCAAAUUCCUCCCUAAAUAUGCAGUUUGUAUGGAUUCAUUUAAGCAUCCCCACGACCACCAGAAAGCCAGUACCAAAGCCCCCACCGAGACCAACGGUUAUAUAGACAUUCGCAAGGCAAAGAACAUUACUGGAGCUAUCAAAACAAUUACAGCCCACAACAAAUUCGAUCUCUCCUUGGAUCCCGAAACCCAACAGUUAUACUCUCAAUCAAAUGUCAAUAUCUUAUGGAAAAGAUCAGAGGAUACUGAUGCUAAAAGAUCAGAUGUAGCAUGCCAGGCAGCCAUUUCUUAUUCCAACCCGAUCAUUCUAUUGUUCCACGGGAAAACUCCACCAACUCUUGAGAUCUUUAAGAAAAAGAUCAAGUACUCUGAGCACUCGCUUGACUUUUUCAACAAACUCCAAGACACGCUUAAGAUCACAUAUGAUGAUGCCAUCAAGGUUAGAACCUUCCCCGAGGAAUGGGGUACCCCCCUUGAAUAUGGCCUCGAAAGUCUCAACAUCCCUCGAGACAACCCAAUAUACCAAACCAAAUUAGAGGUUAACCUCGAUGACCUCGAGGAAGAUGAUCCAAAUGACGCGUCUACCCAGAGAUUAAAGGUAUUUCAUGAUGCAUUCUUUGCCUUACAACCACAACAGCCCCAACAAGUACGAUACGUUAUCGAAAAGACAAUGUCCAAUCACAAUCUUAUUGAUCCAAAUCAAAAUUUGAUGAUUGAGAAUCUUCAUUCAAAGUUUACCAAUAAUGGAGUCAACCAAGAAGAAAUCAAGAAAAAUCUUGCUAAUAAUAUGGAUCGUCUUGAGGCCCAUAUGCUCUCAGCAAAUAGAAAACAAUGUUUAGUUGUGACAAUCUAG
Messenger RNA from Cavenderia fasciculata, 1578 nucleotides. RefSeq lists its product as uncharacterized. The transcript is spliced from 4 exons. The record is from RefSeq and is a predicted model, not a curated record. Bases 1 to 1578 code for a protein of 525 amino acids. NCBI's taxonomy places the organism in Eukaryota, Evosea, Eumycetozoa, Acytosteliales, Cavenderiaceae.